ACACACUGAAGGCAACAGUUUUAUUUUUGGAGUGGCCACGGGCACGGUGGCUCGCUCCCUAAGGCUCUGGUUCACUUCAGGAUGAGACGGCCCUGUGGCACUCUGAGCCGGGAUUAACAAGCAGAGAGCAUUUUGUCCCGACAGCCGCUCGCCGAAGGAGUCAGACAUGCUGAUGGAAGUCAGCUACAGUAACGGGCUGGAGCCUGACCUUUCCCAGCAGUAUCCUCCGGCCUUGCUGCCAAAACCAGGCAAAGACAAUGCACGGCUUCAGAAACUCAAGAAGAAGAGAACCAAGAAAAAAGGCAGUCUCUCUCAGACGCCCGUCCCCUUUCGCUCCUGUUUGUCGCCUGUAAACGAAGCGAGCACGGACCUCGAGCACAGCGACCAGUCCAGCCCAUCGAGGACACCAGAAUCAGUCUACAUUGCGGACUCAUCACUGUCCGGUUUCCCCUCCCUUUUUGAUCACUCUGCAUUUCCUCAUCCUCAGAGCAGCCCCUACGGUCAAACUGGCAGCUUCCCCCCUCAGUCUUACACGACUCAGAUCAGGGCUCCUGAAGAGCUGGUGGCUCCACUGUACGAGUGCUCCUCUUUAUUAUUCGACGACGAAACCCCUUUCAUGAUGCCACCUUCAGCUUCACCAGCCCCAUCACCACCUGAGCAGCUCCCCGCACUACCUCUUCAUUCUGCUUUUAAUUUAAACAUGACAGCAAGUUCCCAUAGGUCAGUCACAACAGUCUCUUCUGCCACUGUAUUGCAAUCCAGCCCUAAAAUAUCAACUCACAGCCUGACCCUAUCCCCAGCUGCCCCCAACUGUGGCCCAGGACCGGCACCUUCUCAAGUUGCAGACCUACCUCCUGUUCCUGUGCUGCUAUCACUUUCAAACAACCAGACACCUUUUGUCCCAAGGGAGACAAACGCCACUUUAAAGGACAGCCCUCAAACUCAGAUGUCGUCUUGGACUGCCAGAUCCCCCAGUAAUGGCAACCUCGCUCCAAACCAGAUGCCCUCUGAGAUAACUGCCUCAAAAAUAUCGCUUGUUGAAGCGGUGAAAGAGUCAAAUCCUGACUCCUCACAAACCAGGAUUUAUACCUCAAAGGCAACAUUUUAUGAGAUCUCUAAACCCCCCUCCAUGCAGGACCUCACAGUAAUAAACCCAACCUGCCAUGGAGCAUCAUUAUCUGCCACAAAUAGGGUGAAAACAAAUGUGCCAGUCUUGAAAACUGAUCAGAAAAUGUUUGUAACCAGGACUCAAAGUGGAAGACCUAAGACUCCCUCCUGCAGACCGUCUCAAGUAUCCACACCCACUUUUGAAAUAUCCAAACCUAACCCGCUUUUAUUUGCUGCAAGUCCCAAUUUACAAGCUCCUGCUAUUGCUAAAGAAACUCCACAGAAUACAUUAUUAAUUCAAGCUAGUGUUAAACAUAGUAAACCUGCUAGUAAACCUCUUACUUCCACAGAAGAGCCGAAGCGAACUGAUGCUAAUCAAAUAACGUCCAUCAAGCAAAGCAGCCAUUACAAAGAGAUAGAGAACCAGCACACCCGAAGGAGUACAAUAAAUGUAAGUGUUGCCAAUACUGAAUUGUAUCCCAGAGAGAAUUUAUCAUCAAGUAUCACUGCACCUGGAUCUGUUGUGGCCAAACCAACAUUGAUGGAACCUGUCGACCCACAGCUAAAAACAGACCAAGUUGCAGGAAGUGAAGCUUCAUCUUUUCCAAAGGUUCCAUCAUUUUUGACUGUUCCAAACACCUCCAAUCUCAAACCAACACUGGUGAUUUCAAUGCAAGCACCAACAAGUCCAAGCCCCCUGUCCACCCCGAAUCGUCCUCCUGCGUUUGAGGCACGCAAGUCCUUGACAUCCUUAUUGGAAACUCAAAUGACGUUAGUGACCUCCAAGCCCAAAUCCCGAUCGACUUAUUAUGGCCUUACUCCAUCUGAGUAUGCUGCCUUUGGUGGAAUUAGGAGGGUAGCAGCACAUCAAAGCCCUGUUACCUGCAGGGCUAAUGAAACCUUGUUAAACAAAUCACAGUCGGAAGUAGCUGUUGAUGUAUCACACAUCUCUAAGUCUGAUGCAACAAAACAAAUCAAUGGAAAUCAAGAUCUUCUCUCUUCAGUGGAGGUUUCUGCUGCUCACGGUUUACAGCCUCUGUCGCCUCCAACGGAUUCACAACGUCCGGAGGAACUGAUGGUCACAUGUAGCAAAGAUCUGUUUGAGGAAAGUCUCUCAGAAGCUCAAAGUUUUGGAAUACAAUCACUUAAAACAUCUAGUGUGGACACAGUAAAACCUGAGUUUCCUCUUGGCUUGUCACAGAAAACAAUGCAGCAAUCACCAAGUGACGUGUCCACACCGCAAGCCUCAUACUCUGAGGCUCCAAUACCUACAGCAGGUGAGGUACACGCACAAAGUGCAGCACUAUUUUCUAUGGCUAAAUCACUAUUUACAACCCCAUGCCUGACUGACAGCAGUGGAAAGUUGAGUUCUUACUCAGCCUUAGUGAAAGUAGAUCCAAAUGCAGAUACACAGCUGAUUGCAAAAGGGAAAGAUGCUGAUCAUGAAAACCAGGUUGUUCAAUCUCUUGCUACAGAGAAAGAGCUCAAAUUCUUAGGGAGUACCAUCACAAAUGGUGCGUCCAUCUUAGGAACCCAACAAAGCACCCAACUGGUGUCAGAAACACCACUGCCCAGUAGAGUGGCUACUGAAACCAUCGUACCUAAACAGAGAGAAGUAGUUAACCAGCAAAUCAAAGCAAACAGGGAGGAUAUUGGACCCAACAAAACAAACAGGGGAAACAAUUUACCUUCUAAUGCUGCCAGUACAGAAUGGGUACCUGACAAAACAAGCACUGAGCACCAAUUCUCGAAUGUAUUCUCUAAAGAACCAGUUGCUGUUAAGACAGUGCCCAUGCUGCCACAUGAGCCAGUUACAGCUUAUAUAUGUUCUGCACAGUCCAAUAUCUGCACCGUAUCUGCGGCCGAGCAAAGCACCAAAUUUAUACAGCAGCCCGGCGCCAAAACUCAAACUUACAGUCAAACUGUCGAAAACAAGAUGAACUUACCCAGAACAGGUCUCUCGUUGAUACAACCUCAAGCACCAACUGUUGUAAACCCAUAUCCUGUAAAUACUACACCACUGAGUAAACCCAACAGAGAAACCAAACAGCCAGGCCUGUCAAUCACUGCAACCAAAUCGCCCAGGAUAUCAGACACUAAAUCAUCUGUCAAAAGUGAGACAGAACAAUCAAAAGUGCAAACAAGAGAUCCCCAAAAGACAACCAAAAUGAAUGAUAGUGUACUUGUUAACACACAGAGUAGCAUGAGAACCAUUGGCCAAGAUAAAGUUGCUCAAGGAACAAGUUUCUACACAAACUCAAGCAAAACGACGGUAGAGAUUAAACAAGCCAAUGAAACAAGUCUUAGAAUAUCUGCUAAAGAUGCAAUACUCUUUAGUCAAGCUAGUAUUGAUGCCAAACCUCCAACUAAUAGUAAUAUUAACACUAACAGGGUAAGAAGCUCAUCACUAGACCUCCACAACUCGUUGUAUCCACAACUCAACCGUGAAAAAGUCAGUUCACUGACAGCGAAAGUGGAAGUAGAGAAUCUUCCCUCUAAACUUAUCCCAGCAGAAGACAGUCAAUUAAAACAGGCUUCAAAUCUUUCAACAGGAAAUGUAGCACUGACCACACUGAGCGGUGAAACCAAGUUAUCAGACCAACAAGGAUUAAUAACAGUCAAUAAGUUUUCCACAGACACAGUCUCACCUGGACAACCAGGAGGUUUAGAGCCCGUUCAUCACCUCAAACCUGCUGCAGAAACUGCUCUUGGUGUUACUGAAGCCAAACUCACCAAAAAGCCCCCGACAGAAACUAUUUUGCCAAUCCUGACAGAUCCAGCAGAGGGCAGUAAACCAACAUUUAAUACUGGACGGGUCAGUAAACCAGCAGUGCCGUCGAGCCCAACCAUGAGGCGAGUCGCACCAAGGAGCCCUCAGCUGAGAUCAGAGAGACCUGGUAGUCAGUCCGCAACCAAAGUACCCAUUGAUGAAAAAUCUCUUUCUGGCUCUAUUGCCCAAACAAGGGUCCACAUUAACUCGGAUGGAAAACACAUUUCCAACCUUCUCGCUGAGCAAAGAUCAUCAGAAGCAUCCGCACCUCAAGUCACUAAAACUGCUGUAAAAGAACAAUCACCUUUAAUCAAGCCAAUUACUGAGCGUAAAUAUUUAUCAAGUCCCACUCCAAGAACUAAGCACUCUGUGACAACCAGUGCUGUGUCAACAUCCAUUUCCACUGGUUGUAUAACAGCAGACAUAUCUAAAGUCAGUGUAGAACAGCAAAUCAUGACAGUGCCAGGUCAUAUCAUGCCGUCCCAAGAGAAUGAUCAAACUGUAGUGAGCUCUCAGUCUGGACACAAACAGUUCCGGCAAUCUGUCACUGAAACAAAGAAAUCUAGCAGCCGCACUGUAAAUACUCAAACCCUCUCACAAACUGCUGUAAAUACCUACGCUACUACUAAUAUUCAGAUCCUCAGUGAAGCCAAUAGAGAUUUUAGAACCCCAGUUAGCCCUCUUACAGUAACUAAACCUUGGACUGAAACAAGAGCUUCCCCGCGGCCCGAGCCACGAGUGAGGAGUACACCUAUACGAACAUAUACUCCAACCAUAGUUCAGGGCUCUCAAACUCCUGUGUCUUUAAACGACACAACAGAAACAAUACCCUCGUCAGUCAUUAUGGCAGAACAGAAAACUGCUCCGAUUACACCUCUUCAAAAUUAUACGUGUACAAGUGCUGUUCCGUCUUUGGCAAAGUCUUUCACAGAGCGUAUCUCAAAACCAGAAAUAAAACCAUCCAAGGACACUUCAGUCCCUGAGGUAAAAGCACAUUCCCCGACACAACAAGUGAAAUCAAACAUAGCAUCAAAUUCUAGUAAGCAGGGAGAACUCCUAUCUACAGAUCCUGUUUUAACCAGUAAACCCACUUUAAAACCAAAACGUCCCACUAAGCAGAUAGAGCCAAGACCCUCCUCUGCCACUGUAGAAUCAAAACCCCCAGUAGUAAAACCCGAUGUAAAGUCAACUUCAAAAUCUCCCCUCGAUCCGGUCCAGAUUAGUAAUGUUCAGUCUUCAUCAGAGCUACCAGUGCAGAACAUUUCCCCUGCAAAGCCAGCAACAGAUACUGACAUGAAACCGUCCAUAGUUAAAGCUGCUGUGAUUGACUCUGCCACUCCUGCCUCUCUGCCUCAGGCCUCAGUCUCAGUCAAAGCUCCAUCACCAAACAGAGGAACAUCACCGUCAUCUCAGCAAAAAGCUGGACUCAAAGACAAGGACGUUCCGAAGACCAAAAGGACUCCUGCACCGACGAACGCCCCAGCAGCCGAACCCUCCAGGAAGUCAACGACAUCAACUGCAUCUUCAAUUGCUGAUAAGAAGGUUGUGACAGCAGAGACACCCCCUCCAACGGCUCAGCCCAAAGCAGUCCAGAAGCCCAAAGGCCUUAAGGGUAGGCUCAGCGGAUGGACACGGCUCAAGAAACACAUGGUUGUUGAGCCAGACGAACCAGUGUUUCCAGAGAUUGAGGCCAAAUCUCAGGUCGUCGACAGUGGCAGCAACGAGACAACAGAUGUAGGUGGUAGCGAUAAAUCGGUACCUGACCAGUGUGUCAGUCAGGAUGUGCUCAAGAACACAGAAGCUCCCAGGGCGUUGAAGAUGUGGGACGCCCUCCUCUUUCAGAUGUUCUCCACAAAAGAGCGAAUAAUGCAACAGGUCAGCAACACCAAGAAGGAUUCAGAAGAGAAAAAGGCCCCGAAAGACAAUCAGGCAGAAGUCCCCUCUUUUGUCAGUCGCCUGCCAAUUUUGCUCUACAGCCCCCGAUUUGAUGCCAGGAAGCUUAAAGAGGCAGCGGAGAAGCCGCUCACCAAAAUAGCAGCUGUGUUUGAAAGGGGGCUGAUAAAACGCAAGUCUCAGGAGGACGAACGCAAGGACUUCAACAGAAAAGCCAGAGGAUUUGGGUCGUCGAAAAAGGUGGAUAUGUAAAAUGAACUGAAGCUUUGAGAGUGAAGAGUGAUUUCUCUGUUCGGUGAUUUAUCGUGAGAUUGGUGCAAUGAUCUCAGCAAACUGAGAGAUGCUCGGACGAGAAGAAACACAUCGCGAGAAUUUGGAAGAAAACAGACGAGAAACAAUUUCUGCAAUAGAGUUAAUUUUAUGAAUCAGUUAUUGAUUCCUGCUUAACCAACAUCUACUGUUUUCUAAUUGUUGGAGCGAGAGUAUUUCCAUUGGUAAUUUAAAAUAAAAUGUCUUCUUGCAUAUUCUCCGUAUGCGUUACCCGUGAAAACGUUAAGAGGUGAUACACGGCGUCUUUGCACUUUUAAUGAUGUGAAAUAAUGAAUAUGAAAAAUAGACAAAGACAGCAAAGAACUCUGAAACUGUACUUGGUUGGAUUUGUCUUGUAUCAUUGGACGAUGGCGUAGGUUGGAUGUAGUGUUGAAUGCACGAUCUGUAGAUACUCUGAUAGAUUUAAGACCGUUUCAUUUGUCACGCUCCACCUUUUUCUAUUUUUUCUAAACAAAGUUGGGCUGUUAGCGUUCACUCCGCUGGUAGGCAGUUUUUUAUCUCUGUAACACAUAGGGCUUUUACAUUCCUGGAACAACAGGGCAGAUGGGUUUAGAGGACGAAGAAAGAAUGAAGGUUUGAAGUCAGAACAGAUUAAGGUUCCUGAAAGUCGGGUGUGGAUGGAAACGUGGUGGGACCUGUCCGAGCUUUCGGUCAGGGCAGAAAAUACUGAGGCUGGUGCAUUUUGGGACGAAGUAGCGUGGUUCCAAAAACCAGAAAAGGCCGUGACAGCUGCAGAAAGAUCUAUGUGAAAGUGACAUUUCAUGGCUUUUGAGGCUUAAGCAGGUAUCAGCAUGUUGCUAUAGAAGUUGUUGUGUUGUUUUCCAUGAGAUGACCAUCGUGAUGUGGAAUUUCUUUUAUAAGAGGGGACUUUAUAAGCUAACUAUGGCCCCAUUUAUUACAUUGACGCUUCAUCCAUGUUUUUGUUUACUGUGUGAUUUUAAAAAAUGCAUAAAGCUGAAUGUGAAAUUCU
Hippoglossus stenolepis (Pacific halibut) is the source of this 7070-nucleotide messenger RNA. RefSeq names its product mucin-5AC. The record is from RefSeq and is a predicted model, not a curated record. NCBI's taxonomy places the organism in Eukaryota, Metazoa, Chordata, Actinopteri, Pleuronectiformes, Pleuronectidae. The transcript has 2 exons. Bases 167 to 6022 code for a protein of 1951 amino acids.